Molecule: messenger RNA, 1428 nt
Organism: Cylicocyclus nassatus
Lineage: Eukaryota; Metazoa; Nematoda; Chromadorea; Rhabditida; Strongylidae
Source: the annotation of a GenBank genome assembly
UAGAUGUUUGAUGGUGGCCACUAUAGCAGCGAUGAUGAUGACGAUGAACUUCAUCUGUAUGGCAAUGUAGAUGCACCAGCUCAAGAUGUCGCAGUCGAAAAUGUUAUUGACGAGGAUUCUGCGGAUGAAUUGGCUGCCUUGGAUGCUGCUGUUAACCAUAAUAUCCGAAAUGGCGUCAGACAGUUCCUCCGAAUCUUAAGCAGAAGGGUUAGUGCUGGCAAUCGCGCUAUCAAUGUUGACGGGCAUGAUUCUUCUGAUGAAACAGGCGAUGAAGAUGAAGAGCCCGAGCAGGAAACACACGAGGGCGAACCUAAUAGGAAUUUUGACGUGCAUGAAUCUUCAAAGCAUCAGUAUUUGUUCAAACCAGCGCAUGCCUCAGAAGAAGUUGAUAUGGGAGCUACGAUGUGGCUUCAGCCUGGGAAGGAACACCUUGUACCCUUCAUAAGUUGGGAUUUGGUUGUGUUACCAGGUCAGAUGAUACCCAUGCAAAUUCAAAAUACCGUUGCUCGUGCAAUUGUACAGAGAGCUAUUGAUGCAAGAAGCUAUUUGGGGUUGUUACCCGUCAUACCGGGCGAAUCACUCCUCGGGAAGGAUCGCUAUGGUAUAUUGUUGCAGGUCAAUAAGUACGUAAGUGAUCAUCAUGCAAUGAAACUUCACGCUAUAGGACGCCAACGGUUUCGGGUAAUUACCUUAGAGAACGCUAAUUCUAGCACAGCUGUAGCCCGAGUUGAGGUAUUGAAUGAGACUACGCGUAUACCUUUGUUACAAGCUAUCUGUCCACCGAAUGCUUGGAAGUCGCCUGAAGAAACGAAACUUGCCAUUUGUUCAGAAGUUUCGAAUAUCCCAUCUUUCGUUGUGGAUGACGCGAAUCUGGACAAACAAUGUCAGCGAUUAGGGAAUUGGAUGAAAAUGUGGUUUUCGAGUGAAAAAAUACAGGGUGCUCUGGAUCUGGGUCCUAUCAGUUUCAGUUACUGGGCUGCUCGCAAUAUUCCAAUGACCAUGUCCACAAAGUAUGAGCAUUUAGUCGAGGACGAAGCGAAUCUACGAAUUGCUAGCCUUUUGAAUCUCAUUGAUCAAAUGACCGACUUGGUCUGCCGUGGAUGUGGACUGCUAAUAUGCAGUAUUCGAGACAUCGUAAAUAUGAAUAGUGAAGGGACAAGCUCCUUAUUUGUAAAUAGCUCUGGUUAUAUACACGAAAUGGUGACUGUAUCAGUCGCCCAAAAUUUCGUACCCCGCGAUCAACCUUGCGCGAAGUUCAGCUGGUUUCCAGGGUACAAAUGGCAAAUCAUUGAGUGCCGGUUUUGCAUGGAUCAUCUAGGCUGGGAAUUUACUUCGCGUCGCUACAAUCCUGCGAAGUUCUAUGGCAUAACAAGAAAAGCUGUGGUGCCUAAAAAGGCGUCCGCAGAAAGCCAGGAAGAGCAUGUUUAG